Messenger RNA from Eruca vesicaria subsp. sativa (arugula), 591 nucleotides. The record is from the annotation of a GenBank genome assembly. Lineage: Eukaryota; Viridiplantae; Streptophyta; Magnoliopsida; Brassicales; Brassicaceae.
AUGGAGCCGUUCUCUGUUUGUAACGAGAAGAGAUCGGUACGAGCGUAUGGGAUUUAUCCGAAGACGUCAUUUUUUAAUCAUGAUUGUCUUCCUAAUGCUUGUAGAUUCGAUUACGUUGACUCUGCUUCUUCUGAUGGGAACAAUACUGAUAUCAUCAUUAGGAUGAUUCAUGAUGUUCCUCUAGGUAGGGAAGUCUGUUUGAGUUACUUCCCUGUCAACAUGAAUUACGCUGGUAGACAGAAGAGGUUGCUUGAGGAUUACGGUUUUAGAUGUGAGUGUGAUCGGUGUAAAGUGGAGUCUAGUUGGUCUGAAGGUGAGGAUGAUGAGAACGAGGAGGCUAUGGAUGAGAUGGAUGGUGGUGAAGAUGAUCAGGAAGAAGAGAUGGAGGAAGAAGAAGAAGAGGAAGGUUGUGGUGAUGAUGAAUCUAGUUUCCCUCACGCUUACUUCUUUGCGAGAUAUAUGUGUGAGAAGGAGAAUUGUUUUGGCACUCUUGCUCCGUUACCGCCCAAGGGUCAUGAUGAUGUUUCGAGGUUUCUUGAAUGUAAUGUUUGUGGAAGUGUUAAGGAGGAUGAAGUUGGCGGAAACCCAUGA